This is a messenger RNA of Hibiscus syriacus, 3158 nucleotides long. RefSeq names its product probable LRR receptor-like serine/threonine-protein kinase At5g37450. Gene Ontology annotation, biological process: protein phosphorylation. Gene Ontology annotation, molecular function: protein binding; ATP binding; protein kinase activity. The transcript has 21 exons. NCBI's taxonomy places the organism in Eukaryota, Viridiplantae, Streptophyta, Magnoliopsida, Malvales, Malvaceae. The record is from RefSeq and is a predicted model, not a curated record. The coding region runs from base 123 to 3002 and encodes 959 amino acids.
UCAGCACCAAUGACUCGAUCUUCAUUUCGGACGUAUAGGAACCAACUUCAUCUCCCUCAUCUUAUACCCAUUUCUCUCCCCUAUAAGCCCAUUGUCAAUACACCAUUUGCAUAUGCAUCAAGAUGGGAAAGGCAGUCCUGUGUACUACUCUCCUCCUUGCUCUUUUCACAUGUUGUUGUGCUCAAGAUCCUGGGAUUUAUAAUCUUACUUAUCCACCAGAAGUUGAUGCACUGAGAGCUAUUCGACGUAAACUCCACGAUACGAAGAGAUUUCUCAGAAACUGGGGAAGAGGUGAUCCUUGUAAUCGGAACUGGACCGGAGUAAUCUGCACCAUGCCUCUAUCAGAUGGUUAUAUGCAUGUUCAAGAAUUGCGGAUGCUAAAUUUGAAUCUUUCUGGACACCUUGCUCCUGAACUUGGCCAGCUAACCAAUAUGACUCACCUGAAUUUCAUGUGGAAUAACAAUAUUACAGGCAAUAUACCAAAGGAGAUAAGCAACAUAAAAUCAUUGAAAUUCCUGCUUUUAAGUGGGAAUCAGCUAUCGGGACCGUUAGCGGACGAGCUCGGUGAUCUUCCAAACUUACUGACGUUUCAGGUGGAUUGGAAUCAGAUAACAGGGUCACUGCCCAAAUCUUUUGUCAACCUUGUCAAAUGCAGGCACUUUCACAUGAACAACAACUCCAUUAGUGGGCAGAUUCCAUCAGAGCUCAGCAGCCUACCUGAACUCAUACACUUUCUGUUGGACAAUAAUAACUUAACGGGGUAUCUACCACCAGAGUAUUCACAGAUGCCAAAAUUGAGAAUACUCCAACUUGAUAAUAACAAUUUUGGUGGAACAGAGAUUCCUGCUUCCUACAGCAACAUGUCCAACCUAGUGAAAUUGAGUCUCAGGAACUGCAGCUUGCAAGGACCUAUUCCUGAUUUCAGCAACAUUACAUCGUUUCGCUAUCUUGAUCUGAGCCUCAACAGCCUUACCGGAGAGAUCCCAACAAACAGGCUUUCAAAUAACGCCACGACAAUUGAUCUAUCCCAUAAUUCUCUCAAUGGAUCGAUCCCUUCGAACUUUUCUGGCCUUCCUCGUCUUCAGAGAUUGUCACUUGAAAGCAAUUUCUUAACUGGAGAUGUUCCCUCCGAUAUUUGGCAAAACGAAAACUCUACUUUCUCUACAAGACUUAUUAUAGAUUUCCAGAACAACUGGCUUUCGAAUAUUUCGGGAAGUUUAAAUCCUCCUUCCAAUGUUACUCUCAGGCUUGGAGGCAAUCCUGUUUGUGCCUCGGCAAAUCAACUAAACAUAGUCCAAUUUUGCGGAACUACAAGCGGAGAUGCCGAUUUUUUACCUGGAACUGAAACUGCAAUCUCAAGUAACUCUAGUGACACCUGCAGACAUCAAUCUUGCCCUCUCAGUGAAGGUUAUGAAUAUGUCCCAGAUCUUCCUGGUUGCUUCUGUGCUGCACCCCUCGGAGUCGGGUUACGUUUACGAAGUCCUCCCUUUACGGAUUUUCGUCCAUAUAUUGGACCAUACAAGCAAUACGUUACAUCCAGCCUCGGAUUGGAACUUUAUCAACUAUAUAUUGAUUUGUUUGUAUGGCAGCUGGGUCCAAGGCUUCGCCUGUAUUUAAAUUUUUUCCCUCAGAAUAGCAGCAGUGACACAUAUACGUUCAACAAAACUGAGAUAGAUCGUAUCAGAAGCCUAAUUGCGACAUUUUCAAUCCCUUCCAAUGACACCUUUGGUCCAUAUGAGGUGAUCGAUUUUACACUCGGCGGACCUUAUAAAGAAUAUGAUAACCAGCUCCUGAAAUCAGGAGGAAUAAGUAAAGGUGCCCUAGCUGGAAUAAUACUAGGGGCCAUAUCCUUUGUAGUUGCAGUAUCUUUGGCAAUUACCCUCUUCUUCUACAAAAGGGGAACCAAAUCCGGGUAUGAUAUGUCGAAAAAACAAUCAUCUGGAAAAGUUACCAUCCCAACUGAAGGUGUUAAGGAAUUCAGCUUUUUAGAACUUGAAGCAGCCACAGGUGGAUUCAAGGAUACCGCCCAAGUCGGUCAAGGCGGCUAUGGAAAGGUAUACAAAGGCAUUCUGGCUAAUGGAACAGUAGUUGCCAUUAAGCGUGCCCAACAAGGAUCUUUGCAGGGUCAGCCAGAGUUCAUAACUGAAAUACAGCUGAUGUCACGAUUACAUCACCGGAACCUGGUCUCUUUGAUCGGAUACUGUAUUGAACAAGACGAGCAGAUGUUGGUGUAUGAGUUCAUGCCCAACGGUUCUCUCCAUGAUCUUCUGUCCGAUAGAUACAGGCAUACGUUGAGUUUCCCCAUGCGAUUGCGUAUCGCGUUGGGUUCAGCCAAAGGGAUCCUCUACCUUCAUAACGAAGCGGACCCGCCAAUCAUUCAUAGGGACAUCAAGGCAAACAACAUAUUGAUGGACUUCAAGUUUACUCCUAAAGUUUCAGAUUUCGGAAUCUCAAGGCUUGCACCGCUACCAGAAGCCGAAGGAGCUUCGGCUCAUGUCUCCACGCUCGUAAAAGGAACACCAGGUUAUCUGGAUCCAGAAUAUUUCUUGACUCACAAGUUAACCGAUAAAAGUGACGUCUAUAGCCUCGGGAUAGUGUUUCUGGAACUUUUGACUGGCAUGCUGCCAAUCUCUCAUGGUCGAAACAUCGUAAGGGAGGUUUAUGGAGCAUGUCAAUCUGGGUUGAUGUUGUCCAUCAUUGACCAGAGCAUGGGAGCAUACUCAUCCGAAUGCAUCAAGAAAUUUAUGGCACUCGCCCUCAAGUGUUGCCUGGAUGAUCCCAAGCAACGACCCACGAUGUUGGAAGUUGUGAGGGAGUUGGAGAACUUAUGUUUGCAGUUCCCGGAGACCGAUAUGAUGCCAACAGGUUCGGAAUCAGAUGCAUCGAAUUCGAAUAUGUCCCGAUCAUCGCCUCUUUUCUCCGGAAGGAAUUCGCAACCCACCACUGAGAUCCUUGGAAGUGAACUGGUGAGCGGAGUUAUCCCCACCAUCAAGCCUCGCUAAGCAAUCACCUCUACUUUUGUUAUCGUGUGAUCAUGUUGAACAAUUUGUUGAAUACUAGGAAAGAGAUUAAUGGGGGGUAGUUGUAUAAUUAGUUUGCUGUGUUUAUGGCUUUGUUUGUUUCCAUUUGGACAUGAUGAUCGGUAAUGAAGGACAUAU